AUGGCGAUAAAAACACUAGACACUCUCCCUCUGGAUGUUCUCGUUCAUAUAGCAGGUCUUCUUGAUCCCCUGGAUGUUCUUGCGCUGAGACAGAAUCUGGAAGAUACCAUCGUUCGGAGCGCGAUGGUCGAGCGUCAGUUGGUCGACCGAAUGAGCCCAAGGAAAGUGCGGAGAAUAGCGCUUGAUAUCGAUGAACAAGGCAAAGCUUGCUUGCUUGCUGGACGGUGGCUAGUGUCGAAGUCAUACAACAAAGUGCUGUGCCGUGACUUAGACUCAGCUCACGGCAGUGAAAGCAAGGUGAUAUAUGAAGUCUUCCGACCCGGGUUCUUAUCUUAUGUGACCUCCGCUGAGAUUGUGGACUACGAGGGUCGCUAUCAUGGUUAUGUUGUAUUGUCUGAGAGACAGCUCGGACGAAACUGGGGAGAUAGAGUAACCAUCCUCAAGGCGAAAUCGACCCUGCAAAAUAUCGAGCUCAUGAAAAUCUCUUGCUUUUCUCUCCCUGAUACAAGCUUCAUUGCCACCGAGGUUAAACUGACCAUUGGUCCCAAUGUCCUGUUGAUCUGGUGGCAGCAGCAUUUCAAUAGCGAUAAUCUCUCCAUCGGCCAUCUGAGGAAAUACGCUCUUAUAGACUUCACUCACGUAGAGCAAACACCGAUCAUCCAGACUACUAUGGAUCAAGCAGAGCCGAGCUUAGAGCCGUUCGGCAUUUCCGAAUACGAGUCGACACACUUCGUCGUCUCAUCGACCCAUCUGAUUGUGAUGACGGUUGCAGUAGUUUUACCUGUGCUGGUUCACGACUCUACCUCCACAAUCAACGGAGAAACCAGUAUCACUCUUGCGGGAUUUACCUACGGCAUUGACAUUCCAAAAUCAUAUUUGGUCACGUUGAGCUUGCCCACCCUACCUGCGGAAGAGGCCCGCUCUACGCCUAGCGCUUGCUUCGACAUGAGAGUAGGCACCAUAACGGAGCUCAAUAGCUGGCUGAGCAUGUCAGCUCACCCCAUACUCAAAGGCCCUGUCCGGGUUCUAUUCUCUCUUCGUGACGCUACACAUGGCCGCCGCCACCUCUGUCUUCGUGCAGUAUCGUUUGGUAGGGACGCGGAUGAGCCAAUCCGUGGCUUUUGGGCGAAGUCACCGACUAUGCGAAUAGGGGGCUUGGACGCGCCAGACGUCGUGCGUGGUAUAAACGACGUGGAGGACGUCGAUCUCUUGAGAGGCAGAGUUUGUCUUUAUGAAGAGGUUGAAUACGAGGAGGGGGAGGUGACGCGGGAGCGUAUUAUCCUUGACUUUGCCUGA
Molecule: messenger RNA, 1296 nt
Organism: Coniophora puteana RWD-64-598 SS2
Lineage: Eukaryota; Fungi; Basidiomycota; Agaricomycetes; Boletales; Coniophoraceae
Exons: 5
Coding region: 1-1296 (431 amino acids)
Source: RefSeq, a predicted model, not a curated record